GGAGAAAACACAAGUCCAAGUGGAGUCGGGUCGUUUUUGUGAGGAAGUGUCAAGCGUCAACCAGAGAACGCAUAACACAAGCCAAUCACUGGGACUCUCUCUAUUCUAAUAAAACAACCGGGGAAAUUUGCGCGUCUUCGUCUCAUCCGAAAGCCAGAAGGCAUAUUAAUGCUGUGUUGGAGUGUCGUCCAGCAUUUUGCUUCAAUUCAUACACUCUUCGAGAGCUGCUGAAGCCCGCGAAGCGGGAGUUUGCUGCUAUUAUGCUAUAGAGAGAGAGAGGACUUCUUGGAGGAAGAGUACUGAGUCUUUUUAAUCUCAGAUCUGAAGAUGAAGCACAGGAGCGAGGCUUUUUGCAGUCGGAAGAUAUAUUCCUCUGUUCUUGUUGGAUUAAUCAUUUCCUUGGGAUUGUUUUGUGUUUUUUACGGAUUUUCAUUUGUUCCUAUUCUGCCGAGUGGGGCUGAUGAAGGCGGUAGCGAAGGUAUAGAUCCUGUUUUUGGAAAGUCAGUUCAGAGAGAUGACGAUUUCGACGAUGCACUCGAAGAUCAGGAUGUGCCCAAAACCAUACCUGUUUGUGACAUGCAAUUCUCAGAAUUGAUUCCUUGCUUGGAUAGAAAUCUUAUAUACCAAAUGAAGUUGAAAUUGAACUUGACAUUAAUGGAACACUACGAACGGCACUGUCCUCGUCCGGAACGCCGUUACAAUUGCCUAAUUCCUCCUCCUAUUGGUUAUAAGAUCCCGAUUAGAUGGCCAGCGAGCAGAGAUGAAGUGUGGAAGGCUAACAUACCCCAUACGCAUCUUGCCCAAGAGAAAUCAGAUCAGCACUGGAUGGUUGUGAACGGAGACAAGAUAAAUUUUCCAGGUGGAGGGACCCAUUUCCAUGACGGAGCCGAUAAAUACAUCGCUGCAAUUGCAAGGAUGCUUAAGUUCCCCGGCGAUAAACUUAACAAUGGUGGGAACAUACGGACGGUUCUAGAUGUUGGUUGUGGGGUCGCUAGUUUCGGGGCGUAUCUUAUUCCACAUAACAUUAUAGCAAUGUCUCUUGCGCCUAAUGAUGUUCACGAGAAUCAGAUACAGUUUGCGCUGGAGAGGGGAAUCCCCUCAACCCUUGGCGUGUUGGGGACAAAAAGGCUUCCUUAUCCAAGCCGCUCAUUUGAAUUGGCUCAUUGUUCUCGAUGUAGGAUUGACUGGCUUCAAAGAGAGGGAAUUUUGUUAUUAGAACUGGAUAGAUUACUAAGACCUGGAGGCUAUUUUGUAUACUCAUCUCCUGAGGCCUAUGCACAUGAUGCGGCUAACCAAAGAAUCUGGAAUGCUAUGAGUGGUCUUUUAAGAAGGAUGUGCUGGAGAGUUGUUUCAAAGAGAGACCAGACUGUUAUAUGGGCCAAGUCUUUGAGUAACAGCUGUUACUUGAAGAGAGAUCCUGGAACUCAGCCUCCUUUAUGCAAUUCUGAUGAUGAUCCAGAUGCAUCUUGGAAUGUACCCUUGAAAUCGUGCAUCACACCCUACUCUAAAAAUAAGCAUAAAGAGAAAGGUAGUGGGUUGGUUCCCUGGCCUCAGAGGCUUACUGCUGCACCCCCUCGUCUACAAGAACUUGGUAUCAGGUCUGAGGAAUAUAAGGAAGACACUGACAUUUGGCAUUUUAGAGUGAUGGAGUACUGGAGGCAGAUGAAAUCUGUAAUACAGAAGGAUUCUUUCAGGAAUAUCAUGGAUAUGGAUGCAAACCUUGGUGGUUUUGGUGCUGCCCUUAACGAUAAAGAUGUAUGGGUGAUGAAUGUUGCACCUGUGAAUGAAUCUAGCAAAUUAAAAAUCAUUUACGAUCGAGGCUUAAUUGGAACUGUUCAUGACUGGUGUGAAUCAUUUUCUACCUACCCCCGUACCUAUGACCUACUUCAUGCAUGGACAGUAUUUUCAGAGGUUGAGGAACGUGGCUGUGGUGCAGAGGAUCUGCUCAUUGAAAUGGACCGAAUGCUACGCCCAGAAGGAUUUGUUAUCAUAAGAGACAAGCCCACUGUCAUAAACUACAUUCGAAAGUUUUUACCUGCCUUACAUUGGGAUGACUGGAUAUCAGAAGUAGAACCAAGGGUUGAUGCUCUAUCUAUACAUGAAGAAAGAGUUCUGAUUGUAAGAAAGAAGUUUUGGGAAGUGGGUGCUGCUACAAUGUAAAUGCGCAUGUUUAACCUUUGAGGUAGGUUUAUGCCUAUCAUAUAGAAUUCUUUUCUCCAUCUGUGAAUGGUGUCCAAAAAGAUAGUUGUUCAUAAGCUCGGUCUUGGUUGUUGCAUAGUCCCAAAUCCGCUUCUGCUGCUGUCUAUAACAUUCUUUUUUUUUAUGUCCUUUGUAUUUUUGGAAUCAGGGUAUACAUAUAUCUUACAUGGCUUGCGGCACCUAUUCCCAUGGGGCAAGUCUGAGUUCCACUCAGGACAAUUGAAUGACUUAGGUGAAGCCUGCUAAAUAUUUGCCUCCUGAAUCCUUAGCAGUUCCACUCAGGACAAUUGGUGCUUGUCAUGUUAGAUCUGGCAUCUGGGUAUUCUUGUAUCUAUUACCUUCAUAGUUUUCCACUUCUUUGGUAUUGUCCUUGCUUCUCCCGGUCUCCUGUUAAAUGUUAUCAAUUAAAUCUCUUUAUGACAGUUUGUUCAAGUCACACCUGUUAACUUGUCCAAUUAAAUCUCUCUUUAUGACAGAUUGCACUUGCAAUGUGUCAUGUGGCUAGUAUCUAUACUACCAUUAGAAGUGUGAAUGAGAGUGGAACUUUUAUUUGACUAAAAUACCCCAAUUUUUAAAUUUGGUCCCUCUUUAAUUGUAAGGACAGAAAUGUGACUUGAACAACCACUUUUCUCCUUGUUCAAAUCUCUCUCAUUAAGUCUUAUAUUUAACGCAUUAACUCCCGUUAACAUU
This is a messenger RNA of Nelumbo nucifera (sacred lotus), 2889 nucleotides long. RefSeq names its product S-adenosyl-L-methionine-dependent methyltransferases superfamily protein. Gene Ontology annotation, cellular component: endosome; cytoplasm; trans-Golgi network. Gene Ontology annotation, molecular function: methyltransferase activity. The record is from RefSeq and is a predicted model, not a curated record. Lineage: Eukaryota; Viridiplantae; Streptophyta; Magnoliopsida; Proteales; Nelumbonaceae.